AUGCUACCACACAAUUCAAUUGCGAAUAACCUUCAUGGCAAGACAGUAUUGAUUACUGGUGCCUCUUCCGGGAUCGGUCGCAGUACCGCACUCGAAUUCGCUCGUGCAUCGCCGCAAAGUCUGAAGCUAGUCGUCACAGCGCGAAGGGUCGACCGACUUCAUGCACUUGCCGCGCAAAUCAAGAAUGAAGUUGGCGAUGGCGUGAAGGUUUGCGUGAAGCAACUCGAUGUCUCAAGACCGGAAGAGAUCGAGGCAAUGUUUGGAGACCAAGGCCUGCCAGACGAAUUCUGCGACGUGGAUGUGCUGGUUAAUAACGCAGGCUUCAUGUCUGGCGUUGAACAGGCACCAGACAUUCCGGAACAUGUAAUCCAGGAUGUAUGGGCGACGAACGUGACGGGUGUAAUCAACAUGACACAAGCAGUGCUGAAGAUUUUCAAAAUGCGUCCAGACGGUGGCAAGGGUGAUAUUGUCAUGCUAGGAAGUAUCGCGGGGCGAGAGGCGUAUAUUGGCGGAUCGAUAUACUGCGCCAGUAAAGCAGCGGUCCGGGCCUUCACUGAGGGGCUGCGGAAAGAGUUGAUCAGCACACGCAUUAGAAUCAUUACAGUAGACCCUGGACAGGUCUUGACAGAGUUCAAUGACAUCCGACAUCGUUUUGACAAAGAGAAAGCUGAUAAAGUCUAUGCGUACGAUCUUCGCUCCUUACGUUGA
This is a messenger RNA of Alternaria atra, 708 nucleotides long. RefSeq lists its product as uncharacterized. NCBI's taxonomy places the organism in Eukaryota, Fungi, Ascomycota, Dothideomycetes, Pleosporales, Pleosporaceae. Gene Ontology annotation, cellular component: cytosol. The coding region runs from base 1 to 708 and encodes 235 amino acids. The record is from RefSeq and is a predicted model, not a curated record. Gene Ontology annotation, molecular function: oxidoreductase activity. The transcript is spliced from 4 exons.